This is a messenger RNA of Prorocentrum cordatum, 927 nucleotides long. The record is from the annotation of a GenBank genome assembly. Lineage: Eukaryota; Dinophyceae; Prorocentrales; Prorocentraceae.
AUGCCGACGCUGCGAGCUUUCGCUCAGCGGCAUGAGCUGCGCCUCCGCUACGGCCGCGGCAGCGAGCAGGUCCUGUGCAGCACGUUCCAGGUGAAGCAUUCCUGGAUGAUGCGCUUCUUCGACGUCACCGCGAGCGGCGACGUCCUCCAGAAGAGCGUGUCCCGGCAGACGCGCGACGCCAUCGGGAUCGCGCGGCGCUCCGCCCGCCCGACACUCCAUAUCGUUCCCGUGACCGUCCAGCACUCGCAGGGAAGCAAGGAGCAGCUGCGCGCGCAGAACGCGUCAGAGCUCGGUCGCCUGCAGCGCCAGGCCAGCUCGCCGACCGCGCGCUUCGCUGGCGGCCGGAGGGCGCUCCAGAUCUCCGUUGAGCGCCCGGCUGCCCUGCUCGAGGCCGCCCUUCUGGCCCAGCUCGAGGGGCGCGUCGGCCACGUCGUCCUGCGUGCCCUCGGGCGCGCGCCGAACUGGGGGAGCGCCGGCACGAAGUGCGCCCGCAGUAGGGUCCUUCGAAUCGACGUUGUCGGGCAGGGGUUUCAGCUGGUGCACUUCAAUAUCCAUAACCAUGGUCUCAAUACGAUGCAGAUUGACGAGAUAUGUGCGGAGAUCGACGCUGCGCGGGUACGUGCGGCCGCUGACCCUCUUCACUUCUUGGUGAUCGUGCAGGGCGACCUCAACUUCGGCCCUGAUGAGGCGUUGCUCCUCCGGUCUGAGCAGCCAGUUCCUCGCCAUGUCUUCGAGAGCCCUCUCUUUCGGCAGCGUAUUGAGGGCAUGUUCAAAGACGGCGCUGGCGCUGAGACGUUGUGCUCUGCGGCGGUCUACCAGGAACACUUCAAGGACAUGUUGAAAGAGGAUGUGCACGUGCAGUAUGGCGUCAAGAUCUUCCUCUCGCCCGUCGGCUGGUGGCGACCUCGGCUACCGCAGCUGGCCUGA